Messenger RNA from Tachysurus fulvidraco (yellow catfish), 6482 nucleotides. It is a transcript of the gene leng8, whose product is annotated as leukocyte receptor cluster (LRC) member 8. NCBI's taxonomy places the organism in Eukaryota, Metazoa, Chordata, Actinopteri, Siluriformes, Bagridae. The transcript has 15 exons. The record is from RefSeq and is a predicted model, not a curated record. Gene Ontology annotation, cellular component: nucleus. The coding region runs from base 284 to 2791 and encodes 835 amino acids.
UGUUUGAAACGUCACUUGGAUCACUAGCAGCCAUUUUGUUUAAGGUUUCGACUUUUCUCUCGUUUCGACGUCGUGUUUUAAUAUGGCUUAAAACCUGUUGUAUUUUGUUUAUUUGAAUACGUUUAUAAAUUUAUUUUGUGUUUUUCGAGUUAAAUCGUUAGAAACAUCUCAGUCUUUGUACUUGCGUAUAUAUAUUUUUUUUAAGAAAAGCUAAUAGCUAUCUGGCUAACUAAAUCAACCGCUUUAGCUAGCUUGCUAGCACCGUGAUUUUGCCCGCAGCAAAAUGGCGACGAAUGCGACACCACAGACUCCGACGGCAACUUGGCCGUAUGGGGGCAGUACUGCAACAGAGACGCCUGUUCAUGAAAACCCUGAGUGGGAGAAAGCGAGACAGGCGCUGGCCUCCAUCAGCAAGAGCCAGAACUCCACCAAGACACCUGCAAAUAACCACACCAACACACAGGCUGGACAUUAUCAAGCAGCAGUGACGGACACUUCAGCGAUGCAGCAACAAACACCGUACUACCAGUGGUACCCACAGAACCAGCAGCAAUAUACAGGAUACUCUUACCCAUACAGCUACUAUUACCCAGUGCCUCCAUAUGGAGGACCAUAUAACUCAGGUCAGUAUGGUGUUCCUGGAGCCUACCAACAAUCGACAGCUCCUACUGCACAGCACACUGGCAUGGCUGGACUGAAGGAUCAGACUUCUGGUUACCAAUGUGAAGCACAGCCUCCACCUCCUGAUGCCCCCCAGCCUCCUCCACAAAGUCCCACAAGCACUGACCAGCCUCCACCUCCCCCUCCCCCUCCCAUACCUCCCCCACCCAAUUCUCAGUACCCACCACCCCCCUCUCCAUCCCCUUAUAAUUCUAAUGGAGCGCUGUCUUAUAGCUCUACUGACUCCAAUGCUGUGAGGAAUUACAAUUAUGGGCAGAAUAGACAAGGAUACCAGGGCUUUCAGGCUUCAACUUACCAGACAUCCCAGCAGCAGGGGACAGCACCAGGCUUGUAUGGUGGAGCAGGUCUAGGGGAUUCUAGCAAGAAAGCCAAUAAUGCAAAUGUGAACAAAAUCGGGCAGCAGAUGUGGAACCGCAUGAAACAGGCUCCUGGAACUGGAGCUGUGAAGUUUAACAUUCAGAAGCGCCCAUAUGUAAUGACCACUCAAAAUUUUGGAGUUGGUGAGCAGGCAAAUGGAUUGUCUAUAUCCUCCACCACAACAACAGCAACUUCUGUGUCUUCAGUAACAACAGCUUCUACUGCAGGAGCUUCUCAGACUGGGCCUCAAGACUGGCCCCAGGCCAUGAAGGAAUAUGUGCAGCGUUGCUUCACAGCUUGUGAGACAGAGGAAGACAAAGACAGGACGGAAAAAGUGCUAAAGGAAAUUCUACAGAGCAGACUGCAAGAUGGCUCAGCCUUCACCAUUGACUGGACUAGGGAGCCCCUGCCAGAGGUGAAACCUAGGCAGUCUCGUUGGGAGGUAGCACCUCAGCGCUCUCAAGAAAACACACUCAGCCGAGGGGGAGCAACACGAGGUAAGGGUGGUGGUCGACUGGGCAAUUACAGAAAUGUGUUCUCUCAAAGGAGUCCCUCUUCCAGCUCUUCCCACUCUUCUUCACGGUCGCCAUCUCCUCACAGCCGUUACAGAGAGAAGAACAGACAUCGCCGCAGUGAUUCUGGCUCUCAGUCUGACAGCAGCAUGUCGAGUGAUCUUCGACCAUUUUCUCGACGGCAGCGGGCUGGGAGAGGUCGUGGGGAAGAGAGGGAAAAGGGGAGAGGAGCAGCAGUAGAAAGAGGCAGGGGGAGAGGAGGAAAAGGGAACCGAGGGCGAAGGAAUGAUGAUUUGGCUGGUGUUCUUGGUAAAAAACGGAAGGGUGGAACAGCAGGCCUGGACUUCCACGACCCGAACCGCGAGGCCAAGAAGCAGAGCCGGGCAGCACGAUUCCACACCAAGCGCACCGAGCCACUGCUACUGAAUAUCAAUGCUAUUGAGCUCCCAAAUGCCUCACAGGAGGGCCUCAGCUGGGAUGAAUGUCCCAUUGUGGGUACCUGCCAGGACAUCACCAAAAACUAUCUGCGUUUGACCUGUGCCCCUGAUCCUGCCACCGUGCGACCUGUGUCCGUGUUGCGCAAGUCUCUGACUGCAGUGAAGGCUCACUGGAAGACCAAUCAGGAUUAUCCAUAUGCCUGUGAACAGAUGAAAUCGAUUCGGCAAGACCUCACUGUCCAAGGAGUACGAACAGACUUCACAGUAGAGGUCUAUGAAACCCAUGCACGGAUUGCCCUGGAGAAGGGUGACCAUGAGGAGUUUAACCAGUGCCAGACGCAGCUGAAAGAGCUUUACAAAGAGUGUCCAUCGAGCAACAUCGGAGAAUUCACUGCUUAUAGACUGCUGUACUACAUCUUCACUAAAAACUCUGGAGAUUUGACCACAGAGUUGGUAUAUCUCACCCCCGAGCUCCGGCAGGAUGGCUGCGUGUCCCACGCUCUUGCGCUCCGUGCCGCAUGGGCACUUGGAAACUACCAUCGCUUCUUCUUACUGUACAAGACAGCACCACGUAUGGCAGCUUACCUCAUUGACAAAUUUGUGGAGCGUGAGAGGAAAUUAGCACUGAGGGCUAUUCUCAAAACGUUCAGGCCCUCUGUGCCGGUGGAGUAUGUACAGUCCAGUCUGGCCUUCCCUUGUUUAGAUACAUGUUUGAGUUUUCUGACAGGGCUUGGAGUAACAUUCGUUACAUCAGAUCCUAACAAGAUAGAUUGCAAAGCCAGCUCAGCUUGUCUCACCAUUUAAUAUUUUGCAGAAGGACAGAAUAUUUCAAAAUUGACAGGAACGAUGAGGGACCAGCUAUCUACAUAACAGCCAGCUUAACUUAGCUUAGACAGAUGACAAUGUUCAACAUUGAUCAGACUUAUUUAACUUAUUACUCUUAUAGAGUGUGACAUACAUACAGGGUGGACUGUAAAGACAUUCAUUUAAAUACCUAGUGUGACAAGCUGAUCUGCCUAUACUUGAAACCUCAGUAUUAAUGCUGGGAGAGAAGCUGCCCAUAUGACAAAUCCACACAGUAAUCGGAGAUAGACCAAGUGCAGUAAAACAUCGGCUCAGUAGAUUAUCUCUGACUUUCAGGCAGGGAAGUUGAGAUAGUUUGAAGAAAGUUUCUGGGUUUCCCAUUUCCCAGGCCUUGCAGAUCAUUUUGAAGCUAAUGGUGUUCUGUGUUUUAAUGUUUUUCUUCCCUCAAGCCAACAGCCUCAAAGCUCAUAUGAAGAGUCCAACAAACCAAGUUGUGAAGACAAAAAGCUGAUUCUGAAAGUUCCUGUUCAUCUCAAGACAAAGAUGGCUGCUGCAAGCUCUCCGUUCAAGAUUACAAGAUCCCAGAUUUGUUGUUUCAAUGGACUUAAUUUUGCAUAUAUGGUCGAUGCCAGUCUGGAGAGAAGAUGGUUUGUAUGCCUCAAUGUGUGUCUUCUUCCUGUAUCAAUUGUGGGAGUGGCAGAAGACGUCCAUUCGCAGUAGAGCAUUAUUCUAAGCCUUUCAUCCUAGUAAUUCCAGGUAUGGACUUUUAAAUAUGGAUCAUGCAACAUAGCAAGCUACAAUUCUGCACAGAGGGUUUUCCUUCAGCUUCCUACGUUGUUUCUGGUGCACCUACAGUAUAUGUCUUAUCGAGUUCCCUCUUCUUCAGCAUCUAGAAAAUGUAGCUCACUGAAAUGGCCAGGACUCUAAGGCAAAGUUAAAGGUGAUGCAGAUUUGCAGGAAAAUCUACAGAAUAUAGGACCACACAGUUGUGCUCCAUAAGUUUACAGCCUGAGUAUAUGUGGAGCUACAUGCCCAAAUCAACAGCAAUUUCAAGAUCAAGACGACCUACCAGAGAGAUGAUCCAGAGGGCAUCAGUUGCAGUGAAGACGACCGUGGCAGCAAAGUAACCUGUAAGGCAGCAGAUGUGUGACAAGUGCAGCUGUAUUCACCUAUGCAGGAUGACCUCAUUUUUGGAGCUCUUCUACUCUUGUCCCUGUAGGAGCUGAAAGAAUAAUGGGUUUGUAUCUGUUCCGAUUCUUUGCGCAUAUUUAUGCGUGGUAAGAAGAAGAGACUUGGCUGGUUAUAGAAUGAGAAGUAUUAGUCCAGCAGCAGAUACUGUAAUGAUUUUUAGAUGCCAUAUAUUUAUAUAAAUAAAUAAGGGGGGGGGGGUGUUGAAGGGUUUUUAAUAAUUUACUAUUUAAUGCAGGAUUGUGAGGCAAUUUAAUAGUAAGCCAAAGCAAAGGAUUUAAAGGAAAUUUUGCUGUGGGAUUACUUUGUAAGCAAUCGCUGUUUUUGUCCUUUGGAUUAAAAAAAAGGUUUAAAGAAUCUGGCCCAUGUAUGGUUCGCUUGUAGUGUUGGAGCCUAAAGAAGACCUGAAAUACUGGUAUUUAGUGCCCUUACAGAGCAGAGAUGUUUAUCAUUAGUGUAUCUUUGAGGUGAAGCUCUUGUGUCUAGAAGUGUAUAUAGUGUACAGAAACUUUAUUUAGCUUUUUUUUUUUGCCCCUGGGAUAAAUAGAAGAGAUUUCCUGUUAACACUGGUAAGUGUUCUUGUAAUUUAGACCUGUAAAUUUAAAUGAAAGCUUUUUUUUUUUCUUUUUUUUUCUGUUUUUUAAAACCAAAGUUUCAUUAAAUCCAAUUUUGAGUAAUGGAAAUAUGUAAGAUACAUGUGUAUAUAUAAAGUUGAGAUGAGAUGAAUAGAACAGUCUUUUUUUUUUUCCUGCUUCUGUUUGAGGUAAAAGAAUAAGCAGUACUAUAGAUAGUGAAGUAUGGCAAUUGCUUCUGGGAAUUAUUUAUAUUACUUUUUUUGGUAUUGUAAUAAUUCAACUUUUUAAUUGUACCAGGUUUUUUUUUUCCUUUUUCUUGUGGGUGAUUAGGUGUUUGUAACAGGUUUUGCUUAUUUUCUUCCCCCCCCCCCCCAUAUUUGUUUUUCAUCCAUGUUCUUUUAUUUUAACUUCCCCAUUUUCUUGCUUCAACUUUUUGCUUACUUACUGUCAGUUUUCCUGAACGUUUUUCCUUUUUUUUUUUUUCCCCUUCCAUGCUGGUUUUUUGGACGCUCACAAGAGAGCGAUUUAGUUUCAGUACGGUUUGCCCACAGCAGUUAACACCACUGUUACCCCUCUCUGUGCAACAAUGAUAGUCAAACAGUCUUAUUUAUAAAAAAAUAAUAAAGCAGAAAACAAAAUUAUUAAUACAGGGAGCAGGCAAGUUGUAUUAACUGAUGUUUGUUUUUUUUUUGUUUUUGCGCUUUUCUGUGAAACAUUUAAUUGCUUAGAAUAUGUAAGGAUAAGUAGUAACUUGCUUUGUUGCUUUUCCUUUCAUCAGUUCUGUAGAAUAUCUCAUUUUCAUCGUAUUUUUGUCUUUAAUUUGAUGGUAACAUAAAUGUCCUGUUAACGUAUUGCAAUAUUGACCAGAUGGAUUGUCCUGUGCUGCACUGAUCCUCUUCUAUCCUCCUUUUCUCCUGUUCUCUCAUGUUCUCCUUUUCUCAUUACCAGAUUUCUCUUUUGUCUUGCAGUCAUGCAUAAUGGAAGCUAAAGGAGGGAUGACAAAUGAAAGAGAAACGUGUAUCCAGAGUUGAACUGGAUGCUGAAAAGUGACCACACUGAACACAAAUGUAUUCACUUGGCUCAAGUCUGUUUGCAAUGUUUGUGCAUUUUUUCUUUAUAUAUAAAUAUAUAUAUCCAUCUGCACAGUUUUUAGCGGUUGAUCACACUGCAAAAUUUUCCCCACUACUGUCAGGGUUGUUAUAAAGUAAAUUGGUAUUUUCAGAUGUUUUGUUGCCCUUUUUUACAUUUUUUUUUUUUAUAUAUAUAUAUAUUCUGUUUUAAGUUUGUUAGCAAUUUUGGUUCUGGUUAUUUAGUGUCGGUCUGGGGAACCGGCCACAUCGGAGUGUAGCAUUUGCAGAUAUCCUCCUUCACCAGGUUGUUUUCAAGUGAAUGUAAAAAUUUAAUUUAGCUUAAAUGCUUUAUAUAAGAAUUAAUCAUUUAAAAAAAAGUUUACCCAUAGAUUAACAGUUCUUGUUUGUUUUGUGGUAAGAUAAUACUUUAUUUUCCUUGCCUCUUCUAAUGGUCCCAUCCCUCUGUGUAAAUGCAUUGUGCGCUCUCCCUCUGGUCCUCUUCUGAUUUGACUGCUUCCCAUCUCUUUAAUUCCAUAGUAAUUGUUUUUGCUUUAUUUGAUGCCUUUCCUCUUUGGUGAUGUUCACUUCUUAUAGGUUGUGUUCUUUAACUCGUUCUCGUCUCUUCUCCUUUAUUUUCUCUCCUCCCCCAUGUGCUUUAUAACGAUUAUGUAAGGGUCACGUAUGUGUGUUCGGCAGUAAGUAUUUCCCGCAUUUUCUGAUUGCUUCUCUGCCUUUUCUUACAGCUCAAACGUUUAACAUCUGAACGUCAGCUUUGAGCUAAAGGACAAUUAUAACACUUGUGAAUACUUUAUCUGUAUAUAUUGUACUGCUCUUGAAAUAAUAAAUCAAAGAAAUUAA